Molecule: messenger RNA, 1392 nt
Organism: Morus notabilis
Lineage: Eukaryota; Viridiplantae; Streptophyta; Magnoliopsida; Rosales; Moraceae
Product: protein transport protein SEC13 homolog B
Exons: 2
Coding region: 289-1197 (302 amino acids)
Biological process (GO): COPII-coated vesicle budding; protein import into nucleus
Cellular component (GO): nuclear pore outer ring; COPII vesicle coat
Molecular function (GO): protein binding; structural molecule activity
Source: RefSeq, a predicted model, not a curated record
UUUAAUUCAUCAUUUGCAGAUUUUGUCAAAAUUUUCAGGCGGGGAUCGUUUACUUUCUUCAAUUUUUUUUAACGUUGACGAACUAUGGGAAUUAGAAUUAAUGAAAAUAAAAUGCUAAAAUUUAUUUGAUUUCAACCACAAAAAAUAACCCUAGAUCGGCCCCCAAUUCGACCCUCCUGUGCAAUUUCUAGCCACCUGUAAGACGAGCUCCUACAUGAGAAGAUAGCCUACAACGGUAUAGAAGGAAAGAGUAUAGAGAAGUGAUAACAAGAAGAGAAAUCAGGAACAAUGCCUCCACAGAAGAUUGAAACAGGUCACCAAGACACUGCCCAUGGUAUAGCCAUGGAUUAUUAUGGAAAGCGUCUGGCAACAGCUUCAUCUGAUGCCACCAUCAAGAUUAUCGGUGUUAGCAACAACUCUGGUUCUCAGCAUCUUGCUACAUUGAGCGGUCACAGAGGUCCUGUUUGGGAGGUAGCUUGGGCACACCCCAAGUUCGGAUCAAUCCUUGCUUCUUGUUCCUAUGAUGGCCAAGUUAUAAUCUGGAAGGAGGGCAACCAAAAUGAAUGGCAACAAGCACAUGUUUUUAAUGACCACAAGUCGUCAGUGAACUCCAUUGAUUGGGCGCCUCAUGAACUUGGUCUGUCCUUAGCUUGUGGAUCAUCUGAUGGGAACAUCUCGGUUUUUACAGCCAGGGCUGAUGGUGGUUGGGACACCACUAGGAUAGAUCAAGCCCACCCUAUCGGAGUAACCUCUGUCUCAUGGGCCCCAUCUAUGGCUCCUGGCGCUCUAGUUGGUUCUGGUUUGACGGAUCCCAUUCAGAAACUGGCUUCCGGCGGCUGUGAUAAUACUGUGAAGGUGUGGAAGUCGUAUAACGGAACUUGGAAGAUGGAUUGCUUCCCUGCCCUUCAAAUGCACGCCGACUGGGUGAGAGAUGUUGCGUGGGCACCCAACUUGGGGCUUCCGAAGUCCACUAUUGCGAGUGCUUCGCAGGAUGGUACGGUGGUCAUAUGGACUGUAGCCAAGGAAGGGGAUCAGUGGGAGGGCAAGGUUUUGAAGGACUUUAAGACCCCGGUCUGGAGGGUGUCAUGGUCACUCACUGGGAACUUAUUGGCUGUGGCUGAUGGGAAUAACAAUGUUACAUUGUGGAAAGAAGCUAUUGAUGGUGAGUGGCAAGAGGUGACCACAGUUGACGCAUAGGUUUCACAUUUUUAUGUUUCUGCUACUCUCAACUGAUAUAUUUUUGUCUUCUCAUGAAUUAUCUCUUCCAACGGUUUUCUCGUGGUUUUAUUUUGAGUACCUUGUAGUCCUGAUGUUUUCAAUUUUUUUUUUUUUUUUAUCAGUCAUGUAGAUGAUGAGGUUUAUACUCAAACUCGAACUUUUUUAGACAAGUCA